This is a messenger RNA of Parathielavia appendiculata, 850 nucleotides long. RefSeq names its product autophagy protein 16. Bases 148 to 798 code for a protein of 216 amino acids. The transcript is spliced from 2 exons. Lineage: Eukaryota; Fungi; Ascomycota; Sordariomycetes; Sordariales; Chaetomiaceae. The record is from RefSeq and is a predicted model, not a curated record.
ACCCGGGAUGACGAUAAGCUCGAGCACCUUGCAUUCGUCAUAUACCCAAAAGUCAUCCACGGUUCUCGGCUGCUUGUUUGUCUUUUGUCUAACUUACCAUUCUUUAUGUGUGACCUGGUCUACCUUCUUUAACUGUCAUAGAAAACCAUGCCCGACUGGAGACAAGAGUAUCUCGCCGGCAUCCGAGAUGCCGAGACGCAACAAUCCGUUGAUCGAGAGCUUAUCGCAGCAUACUCGCAACUGCUCGACCGCGUCGCCGUCCUCGAAGCUGAAAAGGCAGCCCUCCAAGCACAGACUCAGCAGCCCCACGCAGCGCUGACCAAACCGAGGGCCUCACCAGCACCAACAUCACCAUCCCCAGGUCCCUCCGCGGACGACACGCCCCUCGUAUCCCGCCUCCGUCUUGAGCUAGCCGAGGCCCUCCGCUCAAAGGGCCAAUUUCAGCAGCGCCUUCAGGCAGCGGACGAAGAGCUCACCCGUCUGCGGGCAAAGACGGCAUCCGACUCCAAGGCGCUGCGCGAUCUGACCGCCGAGCGACGCUCCCUGGUUGUCAAGCUACGAGAUCGCGAGGAGGAGCUCCGAGUCAAGAACAAGCUUGUCGCCGACGUGCAGGACGAGCUGGUGGUGCUCAACAUGCAGCUCGACAUGGUGGAGAAGAAGCGCGCCGAGAAGGAGGCCGAGAACAAGCAGCUUGUCGAGAGAUUUAUGAAGCGGAUUGGACAGGAGGCCGAGGCCAUGAAUCUGGCGAACGAGCCAGUUUUCCCCAAGAAGAGCAGGGGAGGUGGGAAAGCAAGUUGAGAGCCCGCCGAACCCAUCGGUUGACGACCCUCUAGCUUGGCCCUUGCACGGC